Cephus cinctus (wheat stem sawfly) is the source of this 9886-nucleotide messenger RNA. RefSeq names its product synaptotagmin-7 (gene Syt7). Gene Ontology annotation, biological process: vesicle fusion; regulation of dopamine secretion; regulation of calcium ion-dependent exocytosis. Gene Ontology annotation, cellular component: synapse; axon; membrane. Lineage: Eukaryota; Metazoa; Arthropoda; Insecta; Hymenoptera; Cephidae. Bases 1794 to 2939 code for a protein of 381 amino acids. The transcript has 9 exons. Gene Ontology annotation, molecular function: calcium ion binding; clathrin binding; calcium-dependent phospholipid binding. The record is from RefSeq and is a predicted model, not a curated record.
GUACGAGUAGGUCAGAGCGUCAACCACAGCGAGAGUCAGCGUUUGCUAUAGUUCAUCCGAACCUCUGAUUACCACAAACAAACCACAUAUUUCUUUCGUAAUCGGUCACACGCGGUAUAACGGGACGAUCAUUUAUUAAACUUCCGCGAUACGGAAGUCAGAAGUGCUGAAGAAGAAUCACUCCUCCGAUACAUGAAAGGAAUCAGGGAAAAGAAAGAAAGAAAUGAAGAGAACCUCUUUCGUAGAAAACAAAAAUUUUGACAUUGUUACCUGCAAUUGGAUUUCAACUUUAUUGUGCUACCUUAAAUCAACCUCUAAAGCUCUGUCCACACUCGUCUACCAUUGUUCGUGCUGUCAACUAUUCGUAUGUACAUGAGCGUGAAAGAUUACGUAAACUGGUGCCAAGUCUCAUCCCGUAUGUGUUUCGACGCGGAGUUUAUAGGAAAUGAGACUCACCCUGUACAUUGACUGCUUGCGGUUCAAAGCGAAACGACGUCGUGAUGUUGAUCCAAUGUCAAUAACUGAAUGACUCGAAAGCUUCGCCACAUGGAUAUCAACGUGGAGAUCACGUCGAUGAGUUCUAGUCUUUAUAUUUUAAGUAUAUCGAUAAUGUGCCAAGUGUCUUAAAACGCGUACGAUAGAAUAACUUCAAUAUUCGUUAUUGAUGCUUUACAUUGAUAUAGCUGAAACGUAUGUACGCGCUCGUUGGUUAUGCUGUUGUGUGUAAAUAAUAAUAAUAUUUGCUCGUUUUGAUCGUCGAGAGACGGUGAGAGUCAUUGUUGGUUCGGUGUAGUUUGUAUAGAGGGUUCAUAUUUCGUAGAUUGUGAUUGUUGCUGUUAUAAAUUUUGUGAAUGAUAUUGAACUGUUGAUUCAGUGAGUUAUAUAUAUCGCGCUAUUAACGUUUAAUGUACGCAAAGUUUCCGCAGGCCUACAUGCAUAUGAUUAUUUAACGUUGCAUAAGCAGUUUAACGAGUGUGCUGCGCGAUUUGUUCGUUAUUAUUGGGUUGUAUAUACGAGAUUGAUAAGAGUUAUAUCGUACGAACGAAGAGGAUUUACCGUGCUUCCGGAAUCACGAAUUUUUCAUGUGAAUCAAGUAAACGAAUUAUUCUACAGGGUUGUGUCGACUUUUCGCUGUAAAUACGAUUUUAUGAGAUUCUGCGAAACUGUUGGAAGUUAGUGCUUUUGCUAAUGUCGUUAAAGAAUAUCUGGGAAAAUAACGAUACUUGGUCGACAACAGUCUUCGAGUACAAGAAGUUUCAAGUUUGUUCGUAAAAGUAGAAGAAUACGACACUCAGUGCUAUUUCGUGUUGUAAUUCGAAUAUUAAGAAAAUUGAAAGUGUUCGAAGUUACGGGCGGCGACUUCUUUUCUAUCGUAUUUCUUUCUUAGCGAUCAAAAACGAACAAGUGAUUUUCAACUUGUUCGAAAGUGGGUCGUGUGACGAUUUGCAAAAAACGAGACCUGGGAAACAUUGGUGCAAGAGUAAAGAUAAAAUGGGAUCCCUGAGAUCGUGUAAGUACACCAUGAGGAUGCCCUAAGAAGUAAUCAAUGAAAUUCGAGGAUCCAGUGUGGAUACGAAGAAACGUGUAGAAGAUUUUCUGGCACGAGUUCAGCAAUUACUGGAUGCUAAUCUAUAAGUGCAACGUUGCAGUAAUCGAUUAGGACGAUCGUAAAUUUCAUAUAAAUAAAAAGUUAAAAAUUUUAAACUUCCUUGAUAAAUCAGCUUUUUGUUAUUAAAAUUAAUAUUCAGACAAGAGUUAAUAAAGACAGGUCGCGAUAAUUUCUGUGAUUCAAAAUGGAGGUCGCAGCAUCGGCUAUGUUGGACGGAUUGAAAAACAAUCGAAUCAGCAAGUUGGCACUAUCGCGCUUCCUCUCGCAAAGCCUAGCACAAUUGGAAACGACAGGCAGUCCUGGCAGCAAAUCACCAGCAGGUGGUAGCGGUGGUCCUGGGGGCGGCGGAGGUGGCGGCGGUGGUGGCGGCGGUGCCGGAGAACCUCGCACGCCUACAGCAGGUCCACAGAACAAGCAACUUCAAAAUGUUAAGGGUGAUCAUCCCUCAAAAGCAUUUUUGCAGAGCAGAUCCAUUUCGUUGGUCGACAUGUACAUCGACAAUACAGAACCCAGUGAAAAUGUUGGACAAAUUCAUUUCAGUUUGGAAUAUGAUUUUCAAAAUACCACACUCAUUCUACGCAUACUACAGGGAAAGGAUCUACCAGCGAAGGAUCUAUCAGGCACUUCCGAUCCCUACGUAAGAGUGACUUUACUUCCUGACAAGAAGCAUCGCCUCGAAACGAAGAUCAAAAGACGAACCUUGAAUCCAAGAUGGAACGAAACCUUUUACUUCGAAGGUUUUCCAAUUCAAAAGCUGCAGAGCAGAGUCCUCCACCUUCACGUCUUUGACUACGAUCGAUUUUCAAGAGACGACUCCAUAGGGGAAAUGUUCUUACCGCUUUGCCAGGUCGAUCUCUCAGAGAAACCGUCGUUCUGGAAGGCAUUAAAGCCACCAGCUAAAGAUAAAUGUGGCGAACUUUUAUGCUCGCUGUGUUAUCAUCCCAGCAAUUCGACUCUGACGUUGACGUUGCUGAAGGCCAGGAAUCUCAAAGCCAAGGAUAUCAAUGGAAAAUCCGAUCCGUACGUGAAGGUAUGGCUGCAAUUCGGUGACAAACGAAUAGAGAAACGCAAGACGCCGAUUUUCAAGUGCACGCUUAAUCCCAUUUUCAACGAAGGAUUUUCUUUCAAUGUACCAUGGGAGAAAAUCAGGGAGUGCUCCCUUGAUGUCAUGGUUAUGGACUUUGACAACAUUGGUCGAAAUGAACUUAUCGGACGGAUUCAGCUUGCUGGUAAAAACGGCAGUGGUGCGAGCGAAACGAAACAUUGGCAAGAUAUGAUCACAAAACCGAGGCAAACCAUCGUUCAGUGGCAUCGUCUCAAACCUGAGUAAACAGAAAUAUCCAGCAGCGUUCUUCCCCAAAAAUUUCAUUAUUCUUGUUUUUUUUCAAUUUCGAAAUCUGAAUCGCUUUCGCCUGUGAUGUUCUAACGAAUUUUGGGUAUUCAGCGAGACGUAAAUAAUACGAUCAUUGCUCAUUGGGAGUCCUGAAUAAAAGUACCGAGAAUGUAAAAGUAUUCAAAGGAAGUUCGUUCCUUCCAAAUUUCAUUUCUUACCACUACAGUCGGUCUUAUUUCAUUUUCAGUCUAGAUCUCAUUUAUCGAGAGCACAAUAGCAAUGAGAAAGAUUCUCCCAAAUAUCCUAAGCACACAAAAAUUCUUCGUCUAGCCUUAUUAACUUACGACAUUAACCAAUGCGAACAGUGGUCAUUUGUUGAUGGCUAACUGUCAAGAAAAAUUAAUAUCUUAUUUUAAUUACGAAAUAUUUAUUUGCACAGAUCUGAAAUAUAAUGUCAAUAAUACUGCGAGUAAUGGUUAGUGUAAAAUAAUUCCAUAUUAAACACUGAAAUUUUGCUUAGAAUUAUAUUUAUGUACGAUAUGGUGCGUAUUUCAAUAUAAGAAAUACCAACGACAUUACAGUUGAGAUAUUGCUGCAUCGCGAAAUGCAAUUUAAGUUACAGCAUUGCAAUACUUGUUGCGUCAGUGUAUGCUUAGGACUGUCGCGCGUGCGCUUAGACAAAAUGGAAAUUUAAAACUCAUACAUCCAUUACUAUUUUAUUUAUUUGAUUAAACCAUUCCAGCGUGAGCGGCAUUAGAUCGAUAAGAGCUUUUAACCCCACUCUACCUCUUUCCGCUCGAACAAUCUUGCAACUUCCAAGGAUACCAAUGACAACCGACUUUCAAAUAUUGUGGAAAAUUACGAAUGACGAAGUCUCAGUGUCUCGCGUUACCAUGCCCAUAAACGGAAAGCCAAAUUCACGAAAAGAUGAGUUACAAAUUUUUGGGAAAAUGAAACAUCGAAAAUACCAAGGUACUUCGUGCGGAUACCGUUCUCACUCAUGGAGCCACGAGUGGAUGAACUUUCUUUCAGAAAAAAAGAAAAAGAGAACAAACAAGAAAACAAAGAAAUGUCUAAUCUCAUAAAUACAAUGAAUUCAGUGGAAAACAUGAUAAACUUUUCAUUAUCCGCGUGUACCGAGUGUUACGUAACGAAGUUUUCCUUUGAAAAUUCAAAAACGCAUUCGCGUCACCCGUUCCGUAAAUUGUUGCAAAUGGGAGCCUAGAAUCAGACAGUUUCUUAUUGCGAGUUUCCCAACUGGCAGAUAUCCUUCGUUUGAGUAUUAGGCUAAUCUAUCGUCAAUUCGACCGAUUGAUUACAGUCAUUGAUCACGGGCUCCCUAAUCAACCAGCGAUGAUUCCUAGUGUUGCCAAUAUUUUUUUUAUUUCUAUCGAACGAGACGGAACGUUCCGAAGGGACGAAGAGACCGAGCGUAACGAUCGAUUUUUGCCCAUGACGGCCAAAUAUCGAGCUAUCGAUUGAUUAUUGGCCAGUGUUAUCGCGUUCGUCGAAAACCGGAAGGAUAUACGAUGAGAAUAUGUUCUUUUACGUCAACUACGUGUUUUUAAGAUUAGCUGACGAUCGGGAUUUCGACACUGAACUGAUUCGAACGAAUCACUGGCACAUAACACUUGACUAUUAAUAGCAAUCGACAAAGGAAAGAUAUUUUUGACGGAACUUUUGUAUUGAGAAACGAGACAUUUUUUGGGGAAUUUCAAACAAUAAAUUGUGAUCGGUGUACCUUAUUAAAUACACUAACAAUAUUAUUAAUAUUGUACUUGGUAAUCUGCUGUUGUUAACAAUAAGCUACGUUUACCCCCCGUACGAAUUCACAUGCGAAUUCGCGUGGUGUUGUCAGAUGACAUUCACUGUCUUACGACAGUCAUUUCGAAAUUUAUUAUACAGUAGUAAACGAGACUUUGAAUUAAGUAACUACUAAGUUUCGCUAUUUCUUUUGUAUCUCACGAUCUUUUAAAAGUCUAAACAUAGCUGCUCGCGAUCGCGAAUCAUCGAGUCACUAGAUUUUAUCCUUAAAGUUUUUUUCCUUAUGUUUCCACAUAUUAGUGCGAGAACCCACGACAAACAAAAUUGUCCUUUCCUUUCGUGUAUUCUUAUAUCGUUACAUUGAUAUACUGUAUAGACAUUUUGAUAAUUACGUUAUGUACUUGUAUCGAAAACCUGAUUGAAGUCUCCUCACGUAACUGCAGCAGAAUCUCCUAUUGUGUACUAUAUUGCUAAAGUAUACACGAGGAAAAGAUAUACAGUAGCGUUUAGUACUUAAAUUAAAGUAAUUAGUUUACAGUAUAAAAUCCAAGUAUAUUAUAAGUAAAUGGUUAUAUAUAUGUAUAUAUAAAUACAUUUACAUACACAUAUAUAAUAAUAUAUACACGCGUAUAUGUGUAUGAAUUUAUUAAUAUAUAUAUGAAUACAUAUAUAUAUAUAUAUAAAUAGAUAUAUAUUGCAGAAAUAUUGCGUAGCACAAAGGAUUAAAUAAUAUUUGUAUGUUGUAGCCUGUAUAUACACAUAUUAUACAGAUUAUUGCCCGGUUUAUUGAACGCCCGUAAAAAUCAUUAUAUUCACGGAAAGGAAAAGAACUACUAUAGAUUCAUGUAUGGUUCUGGUGAAUGGCGCGAAAUUUGAAAUAACAUCAGGAUCAGUCACGCUGUAACGAAAGUGUUGGGAAGUCUAUCAGUGACCGUGUUACCCGUAUUAAUUUCAAAGAUAAUACCUCGAAAAUUGACACUUCAUAAUUAUCAGUUAAUCGUUAACAUUGAUUUAUUGUAAUUUUAACGUUUGUUGAAGAAACUGGGCCGCACACUGCUUAAGUAUCUAGGAUAAACACGGAAAAAAAUAUAACUCGUUAUAGGUAUAAUUAAUUUGUAUCGUUAAAAACCGUAAGAAAUGUUCGAUGUUAACCAAAGUUGUUGCGCUUUCAUCCAUUGCGCAGGACGAAAAUACGUUCAUUUGAAAAUUUCGAAGGCGGAAAUGACGAACAGAGGAGGAGGCUGCGCGCGUUCCUCUCGUCAGCUGUAUCGCGACAAAUCUGUACAUUUAACAUAUACUACGUACCUACUCAGGACAAAGUACAGUUAAGAAAAAAAGAGUAUGUAACUACUGACUACGCGUAUUUUGCCCAAUGGAAAGUGCAGGCUAAUGAUCCGUCGGUGCUUUUCAGUGUAUUUGUGUAGUUUUUAUUUCGAGCAAUUAAUUAUAUUACGCCACAAAACGUGCGAGACUACUGAGCAGAAUCUAAUAAUUUUAGCGCUGAUAUUUUUACGUGGAUGCGACGUUACUAUUGCAGCAAACAAAGGAUAAAUAUACAAUAUGUAUAAAUGUAUAACUGUAUACGUAACUGUAUGAAAAUAUUUUCGUUCUCUAUUGACGACACGAUCAACUUGUUUCCUAUGCUGGUCGUUUCAGUCAUUUGGAAAAGAGCGCCAAGACGGAAGUGUCUACGAUACACGACACGUGAAUCGAGUCAGUUUAAAAACAGCGAUUAGCUGAUUAGCUUCUCGGAAGUCUUAUUUUGAAGUUUUCAUCAUACAAAAGAGUAGUAUACUAUAUGUAUGUAAUUACGUGACGAAAGCACGCGGUCGAUUCGAAUUGCGAUAUUUUUGCUGCGCAAUGAAAAAUCUAGUGAGAUAUGUAGCUAAUGUCUGUUUCCGAAGUAUAACGUGUAUAAGUUUAAAAAGGGAGAAAAAGCAAGAAGUCUAUAAUAGCAUAUACACAAACACAAUCUCUUACACACAUGCGCACACAGAUACACAGAAGACACAUAAUCAAGCUGUCGAUACAGUAGGAUUGUUUGUAGCCUGAUUAUGUCUACAAGUUUGUAGGAAAAAAAAGAGACGAAAAACAAAAAAUGAACAUGGAGAAACGAUGAAAAAAAAAACUUCUACGCGGAACCUCGAAUAAAUCUUUAUGCUCUGAAGAGAUAAUCACCUUAAUGCUCUCCUUCCAUAAAAGUAUUUUUAUAUGUCGUCAAUUUAAAUUUUACUUACUUCUGAUUAAUCGCAUAAGAACGAACGUGCAUUCUUCAUUAAACGUGGCAGGAAUCGAGAAGGAAAUUGAAGUCAUGGGUACUUACGUGGAACAUUGCUGUAAUAGGCAGAAUUUGACCCAGAAAAAUCAAACUAUUUAAAAAUAAAUGCUUAUCUCGGUGUCUCAGAUAGAUUUCCGAUUGCGAGUCAUUUCUUUUCACUCUUAUCGUAUUCUAUCAGCGUGCAAACCGAUCGAAUAUUCCUUUGAGACGCGCAACGCACAAUUAAACGAAACGAAAUUAAAGGAAAAGCAAAAGAAAUUGUGCAUCAUUCUUUUCAGAGCGUGAAGCCAUUGUCAUACAAUGAAAACGUACCUUGCGAUGGCAUAGUCUGAUCGUUGUCUAGCAAAUUAAACAUGAAUAAAUUAAAAGCUGACAAGCCGAGUUAUCUAGUUUUCAUUAGAUCGAGAUAGUUUUUUGUUAGACAAAAGCUCAAGUAGCUGAAUUGACCUAGUUAUAUGCGUAUACGUAUAUGCGUAUAGAGGGUGUUCGAAAACUGCGCAUCAGAUUAGCAUAACAUUGUUCUUUAUCGCAAACGAAAUCGAAAAGUCCUUCACCAUUUCUUUGUUCAAUAUGUAAUUCAUGAAUUAUAAUCAAUUAAAUUCAACAGAUAAUAAGUACAACUUAUUUGGUGCGUUAGGAAGGAGUCACUCGCGCCACUCACGGACGCACGACUAAUUACAUCACGCUUAUGACUGGCUCAAUUGAAUUAUCAAUAACUCGGUAAUUACGUAUUGGACGGAAAAAUUAUAAAAGACUUUUAGAUUCAGUUUUUUACUAGGAGUAGCGCUACGCUAAUCCUUUGCGCCAUUGUCUGGACACCCUAUUGUAUUACACGCAUCAAUAUGCGUAAUACCGAUUCGUAUGUAUACGUAUGCACAUACGCGUGACGAGCUAAUAUUGGCGAGUGUGUCCCUCAUAAAUGCAUAUCUCCAUCAUUCGCAAAAGCCCAACACAAUGUAUGCUUUAAGAAUAGGACUGAUUGGCAACUAUUAACAUUGAUCGUUAAAGAGGCAUUAAAUUUGGACUGUACUAUUUUAUUAUAAUUAAAUCAUAGUCGUUAAGUUUUUCGAAACAUUUGUGUAAUUGGUCAAUGACUCUGAAUAUAUUUAAAAAAAAAAAUUUAAUUAAUUGACUCGUAAAGUUUCGUUAUGAUCAAUAACUAUGAUUUUAUGAACACUGCACGAACAUAUUGUAUUCAUUGAUCUGCAUAUCUGCAAGGGGGGAACAAUAGUAACGAAAAUUCGUACCACGAAAUUGAUUAAUUAUCUUGGUCCUCUUCUUAGAAACACGCAUGAAUAUCGCCAUAAUCAGUCGUAAUUACGAGAGAAUUGUUAUCUUAUGUCAAGCCAAGUGUCUAUCGUAUAUCAGCAAAGUAUCAUGUACUAGUGUGUUAAAUCAUACAGUCUGCGCCUGAAUAACUCUCUAUUUCUCUUUUAUGUAGUCCCACUUUUUUAUACACAAUCGUGAACAUUAAAUCCUAGUAAAAAAUCUGCUCCGUUGUGUCGGACUCUGUGGAAGAUCUGAAACUGUUUAUUGGAAUACGAGCAUUUUAUAGAAACUUGAACAGCGAGGCAUGGGUUAUUAUGACAAAUGGAAUGGUUGCAAACAAAAGUGAACUGCAAUUAUAUAUAAAUAUAGAUAUUACAUAAUUAGUGUUGGGUUCUUAUAUUAUUAUAUUUAGAGUUCUCGCAUAUACAAGAUAUACAAUGAUUCCAGAUUACCUUUAUUAUGCAAAUGUCUGCUGUAAUAUCAAAAGCAAAAGAGAUGAAAACGUAUGAAUGACAAUAGCAGUAACUAAUCUUAUUUUCUACAUAAAUUAAUUAACAAAAUACGUAGUUCAUUUUUUAAGAAAUGUUUGAUUUUUAAGACUGCCAUAUCAGGUCUUAUGGUAAAUUAAUCAAGUGGCAACUUGAUAUUAUAUUGAUUUAUAAGAUUUAUAAGAUACUACGAUAUGAAAUAGCUGACUUAAAAUGUACAUUUUUGGUUUUAAAUGAAUCAUACGAAUUGUGUCAAAAUGUUCUAUUCUGAAUCUCUAAAAAUGAAUUGAAACAGUAUUAAUUCAUUUAAUUUUCUAUUUUUUAUAUAUAAAAAAGAAAUUCCGGUAAUAACCGUGUGACAAAAGUAAUCCAGAAUCGUCGAAUAUCUCGUGAGUCAAUUGUUUAUCAUAAUAUAAUUCGGAUGUUAUCUUCUUAUUACGAAAAUGUAUUAAAUUUUAUGUAAAGCAUAGCGCAUUAUUAAUUUCGUUCGUCGAAUUAAUAAAAUUUAAUUGAGCAUAUUAUAUAGACAAUUCAGAGAAAGCGCUGAGAAAAGAAAUACCGACACAAAAGUUACACUAUAUGCGAGGCGCAGACUGAUUCUGAAAUUACUGUAGUGCCUGAGAAAUAUUUAUUCUCUGUAUCCAUACUCUGACAGUACAUGUAACGUUGUUGAACGAAGCCCCAUAAAUAGAUAUAAAAAAAAGGAUCCAUUGCAGGAUAUUAAAAGGCAGUACUUAUCUCUUAUGAUUGGAAAUAUCUAUUAUUUAAGUUGGUGAACGGUUGAGGGAUCGGAAAUUCAUAACAGACAUUUUACUAUCUCAUCUUGCAUUCACUGUAAUGUAUCAAUUUAUUAAUCUUUGACAUUUCAAGUAUAAUUAACAGUAUAUUUAUUAAAAGAGUAAAACUAUCCUUAAUGAAAUAUAGACUAUUUUAUUUAUAUCGUUAAUGUUAUAUGUUCGGAUCUAUUUAAUUGCUAUGUAAAGGUAGUAAAAUUUCUGAUCCUGAAAUUUUAAAUCCCUCAUUCGGAAAUACUAAAUACAAAUAAGAUUCAGCCCACUGUACUCGGUCCACUGAAUACAGGCCCAUGGAAAUGUAGCAUAAUAGUGUUAAGGAUCGAAGCAAAAUAAAUUAUUGUAUGAAACGUU